This is a messenger RNA of Caenorhabditis elegans, 1755 nucleotides long. It is a transcript of the gene spin-3, whose product is annotated as Major facilitator superfamily (MFS) profile domain-containing protein. Gene Ontology annotation, biological process: transmembrane transport. The record is from RefSeq and is marked reviewed. Gene Ontology annotation, cellular component: membrane. The transcript is spliced from 9 exons. The coding region runs from base 15 to 1466 and encodes 483 amino acids. Gene Ontology annotation, molecular function: transmembrane transporter activity. Lineage: Eukaryota; Metazoa; Nematoda; Chromadorea; Rhabditida; Rhabditidae.
UUUCAGGGUCAAAUAUGGUUAACGAACGAAAAGACUACAUCAGUAUUGUGAUACUUUUCGUUGUGAAUCUUAUUAACAACGUGGAUAGGUAUACCAUUGCAGGUGUUCUACCCGAUGUGCAAUCAUACUAUAACAUCAACGACUCUAUGGGAGGAAUGAUUCAGACAGUUUUUCUGAUAUCAUUCAUGAUUGGAUCUCCAAUUUGUGGAUAUCUCGGCGACAGAUUUAAUCGAAAAUAUGUAAUGCUGGUCGGCAUCGUCAUUUGGCUCAUUUGCGUUUGUGCAUCUACAUUUAUUCCGAGAAAUCUUUUCCCCUUGUUUCUGUUCUUCCGGUCCCUGGUUGGAAUUGGAGAAGCGAGUUAUGUGAACAUUUGCCCUACAAUGAUCAGUGAUAUGUUCACCUCGGAUAAGAGAACAAGAGUGUACAUGCUUUUUUAUCUUGCGGUUCCAGUAGGAAGUGGACUUGGAUACAUCAUCAGCUCAAACGUUUCUAGUCUCACUGGCUCAUGGCAAUGGGGUGUCCGUGUGACGGGUAUUGGUGGAAUCGUUGCUCUUCUAGCUCUUCUGUUUAUGGUUCAUGAGCCAGAACGAGGUGCCGCUGAGAAAUUGGAGGGAAAAGAUACUACUGUCAGGCCUUCUACGUCUUAUUGGAAAGAUCUGAAAGUGCUGUUAAAAUGCCCAACCUACGUGGUAACUACAUUGGCUUACACAGCUUUAAUAUUUGUCAGUGGAACAUUGACAUGGUGGAUGCCAACGAUUAUUGAAUACUCGGCAGCCUGGACAAGAGGAUACAAAAGUAUUAAGGAGCUUCCCCUGUCUUUUAAAAAUGAAACGGGUCUUAUUUUUGGUCUGCUAACAACUGCUUGUGGAAUAAUUGGAACUCUUCUAGGAAACCUUCUUGCUCAAUGUUUUCUGUAUGGUUGGCUCGGAGCUUGGAGCAAAACGAAACGUGCUCAUUUAGUAGCCGCAGGGUGUGGAGCUCUUAUAUCUACGCCAUGUUUAGUUGUCGUUUUUGUAUUUGGUCACAGCAGUGAACUGCUUACCUGGAUCAUGGUUGGAGUUUCCAUCACUGGACUUUGCUUUAAUUGGAGUUUGAAUGUAGAAGUUUUUAAUCAAAUUGUGGCUCCAGAGAGGAGGAGUACUGCAUUUUCAUACGUUACUUUGAUCUCACAUUUGUGCGGUGAUGCAUCAGGACCAUAUAUUAUUGGAGCGAUAUCCGAUGCAAUCAAGUCAAAUCACCUUGAUUCCCCAGAAUGGGAUUACAAAUCACUGGCGUAUGCGUCAAUGCUUGCACCAGUAAUGAUGGGUAUUUCCACAGUACUCUAUUUUGUGGCUGCUAUUAUUUUUAAGCGGGAUGCACGAAGACUUGUUCGAGAAAUGACUCGAAACGAGAGUGAUGAUCAAGAGAAGUCGUACACAAACGGCAUUUGGGCUGACGACUGUCUUACACAUUCAUCUAAAUUCUGAUCAUAAUUUAUUGAUUUUUAUUCUUCAAUCUGUUCUUGUUGUUUUUUUUUUCAAAUUAUUAUUUUCAUAUUUUCUGUCCCUCGUUGUUGUGUCAUUCUGUUCUUUACUCUGAAAUCUGCAACUUUGAUGCCUUCAAAACCGUAUUUUCUAUUCAUGUAUUUUACAACUUCCUCCGGUCAUUUAUUCGCUAGCAAUUAAACGAUUAUGUUCUAUACUUUCCUAGACACAACAUACAGUCACAAAAACAUGACAAUAUUUCAUCAUUCUUUUUUUGUCCUCACAAGAACUU